Molecule: messenger RNA, 276 nt
Organism: Uncinocarpus reesii 1704
Lineage: Eukaryota; Fungi; Ascomycota; Eurotiomycetes; Onygenales; Onygenaceae
Exons: 2
Coding region: 1-276 (91 amino acids)
Source: RefSeq, a predicted model, not a curated record
AUGGCAACACUAAUAUCAAGAUUGUCUACCACACCUGUUGAGCUUACUUUGUGGGAUAUUCUAUGUUUGAUCGGCGUCGCAUUCAGUCUCGAGAUCGCAUUUAUCCUCAUCAAAAGAAUGGAUACUUGGCUGAACGAGCCCGCCGUUGCGUCUCCCGCCGCCGCUGUUCCCGUUCCUGUCACCGUUGCAAGUGGCGCCAUGAACAACACGGCUUGCUCUUGCUUCAGCUGCCCCCGCCAUAGUGCAAUUCUUGCCAGUUAUUUCGCUAACAGCUGA